Messenger RNA from Peronospora farinosa, 3681 nucleotides. Lineage: Eukaryota; Oomycota; Peronosporomycetes; Peronosporales; Peronosporaceae. The record is from the annotation of a GenBank genome assembly.
AUGAUGCCUCUUGAUGACGGUAGACGCGUCUCUGGAGCUUUAUACUGGGUCAAACUACGCUCCAUGCCGGUAUUUUGGCCUGCUUGCGUGUAUCCAAGCUAUUCGGACGCUGUGGCGCACACGCACGACGUAUGGGCCUUACGCAACGCCAAGCCCGCGCUGGAUGCAGAAGAUCGCGUCCUGUACUUUUUUGGUGUAGGUCCUCGUGCCUGCCAUGUGGUGUCAUGUGGAAUAGCACCGAAUCUACAGCUCUGCGUCAUGCACGAGGACGAUCUGAUGCUCGAGGACUGGAAGACGAUCGAGGACUUUUCCGUGCUCUGUAGCAAGUACCAAGUGCCCGAGAAUAUUGUCACUAAUGCACAGAACAAUGAAUGCUUCUUACGAGCAUGUGAGGAGGCGAAGACGUAUGCGAGGGAUGUACAGACUGACGAAAAAGCUAGGGAACUGUUCGUAACGCUGCUGACGAUGGCUAAGAAAGCCCAUACGACGGGCAAGGCCGUGGUAGCCAGGGAGAUCAUUGCAUCGCCUACUCUUACCCGUGUAAAGAAAGUAGAGAAUAGCAAAAAGACACGGAAGUUGUUUGUCAAGAAGACAAAAUCUGAUGUGGCCAAACUGCUCAAGACACCGGCCAUGGUGACGAUGGUGACCAAGUGCUGGCAACAAAUGUUAGAAGCGGGAUGGGAAACGAUGACACAAGGAGAUGGACAAGUACUGUACAAGAUGCCCGGUACGAGUUUCUUUGACUUCGUGCCGAACGUCAACCUCUUUGACUCGCUGGAGAAGGCCUGUGCGAGGUAUUUGAGUGACUGGGUCAAGAUGACUUAUAUUGAGUCUAGUGAGGACUGUCCUGAGUUGACGGAGUUUCUGUGGCUCAUGGCAGCUGGAAGUGGCUGGGAAAGUAUGUCAACUACGACAGAGACUAUGUAUAAAAAGGCAGGCACGCCGUUUGAUCAGUGGGUGCCUAAUGUGACAAUCUUUCGCACCAAGAAUCAAGCUGUGGCCAAGUAUUUGGAAGAAUGUGGACUAGUUUGGUAUGACAAUGACGACACUACCGAGCAAGAUGACACUCCGGCAGUGCUCCACGCUGCUGAUUCCGGCAAAAUGGAGUUGUCAAACCAAUUUGUCAACAAAAAAAGUAAAGAUUCUGGUGACAAAGAAGAGGACAACCAAGAAGCAGACGAAGUCAUUCAUGUGUAUAAAGCGUCUGUAAGGCAAGCGCAGAAAAGCUUACGCAAAAAGAAUGCGGCUAAGCCCAACAAAGCUGCACCAAAGCCACAGCAAGCAAAGGCUGUCGCGAAGGCGCCGGUAAAACAUGUCAAUCCUAUUAGGACAGUACAGAAAGAGAAAAAGUCUAGCAAAACGGUUCCUCACUUUGAGAUGUCCUUUGGAAAGCUUGAGAUGGAAUUGAAGAAUCGUGGAUGGUACUGGAAAGAUGGAGGCCUUCAGUGGUUGUACUUCCAGCCUCACUGCAAGACAAAGGAUAAAAAUUCUCUUGAGCCAAAUAAGGAUUUUUUUCGAGGUCGGGAAGAGCUGGAAGCUCACGCUUAUAAUAGUGGCCUUUAUGAUCACGUUCACACAAAGCUAAAAGAGGACCACUACAAAAAAUACGCAUCUGAGAGUGACAAGGAUGCCGAUAGCGACGACGAAGUUCAGAAUCACAAGCGCCCUGCAAAGACGCUAGUCCGUACGGCAGUUGCUGACCCCAAGCCGCAGCCCAAGGUGGCUUCAGCGCGACAUGAUCGCGGCUACACCCAAUCUGUAAGUCGCUUUCGACGUGGUCGCUCCAAGUCUACACCUCGUGGUGUGACAACUCAAACAGCCUUCGCCCCUAAGGUCAAGUUUGGCGACAUUUGGCGCAGCCUGUCUGAAAAUGGUUGGCACUAUCGUCCUGGCAAAAUGGAGUACGAUUACUUCAAGCCUCACUGCGCCACUGCUAAGGACGGCAAACCAGGAGUGGACUUCUUCCAGAGUAAGGAUUUGCUGAUUGAGUACUUGCAAACCAGUGGACUGUGGGACAAAACAGCAGCGCGUAUUCGUGCUGAAGCAGCUUUAAGCUCAAGCGACGAAGACAUAAUGAAUAGUGAUAACGAGGCAGCAACUCCGAUUCAAAAGCGCAAGCGUGAUGAAGUCACGCCUGCCUUUCAACAGGGAAGUAAGAAACACAAAAAUGCUUCACUUUUCUGCACUCCAACAGAUGACAAGCGGUCUGUUGCUGUCGAUCUUACUGACGACGACGAAGAAACGGGUGAUACAAUAUCCCCCGAUGCUGCUGGAGUGAAGAGCAAGGAAAAUCAGAACUACGGAAAUGGGCGUCAGCCACUACGUAGUCUCGCAAACAGUUUCACACCUUCACCAAACGUUGCAAGGAAGGAAAAACAUUCGGUAAUUACUAGCAAUGAUAUUGAGGUGAAACCUACGCAGGAUGCUGGCCCUCACAACAUGAUUUUGAGCGCAAUCCGGAAGCUGACGUCGGCGUACAUUCCAACCAAUUUCCGUUACCGUGAGAAGGAGUUCAGCGAGAUUCGCGAGUUCUUCAGUGACUGCUUCGAAGGGAAAAUAAAUACUAGUCUGUAUAUCUCCGGAGCGCCAGGGUGCGGCAAGACCGCUCUGCUGAAGUCGACCCAGUCGGACAUCGAUAAACUCUACCGGGAAUGCUGUCCUGAACAAGCUGACAACGCGCCUAUCCGUUGCCACGUCAACGCGAUGGCUCUUGCCGACUCAUCAGCGUUGUUCUGUAAGCUUGCGGAAGCUUUGACGAGAAAACCGUUUUCAAACGGAAAUGAGGCUUACGAGGCUAUCGAGCGCGCGACGGCCCGUAGACUGAAGACGUCUAAGACAAUGAUUCUGAUCUUGGACGAGAUUGACACUCUUCUGAAGAACAACGGUACUGAAAACGAUCUUUGUCGGCUGUUCGAGCUAGCCCAGCGGGAAUCCCACAGCUUCAUCCUUAUUGGGAUUGCCAACCAGGCGGACUUCACGGAGCGACACCUACCGAUGCUUCAGCAGCGACUGCCAGACUACUCGCCGCGAGUUGUCAUCUUUGAGCCGUACAAGUAUCAGACCAUCGAGCAUAUUCUUAUCGAUCGUCUUGGCGGACAGACGGCAGCAUCUAAGAUGGUUAGCUCGCACGGCAUCUCGUUCCUGGCCCGUAAGAUCGCGUCAACGACUGGCGAUAUAAGACUAGCGGUCGACACCUGUCGCCGUGUUCUACAGCACAAACUGGACCAAAAUCAGAAAGAAAACUUGGAUAAUCCGUCAACUGACAAGGAGCUGGAACGCCCACUGCCUCUCACAGACGUGCUGCGCAUCAUCAAGCACGCACUGGAGUCCAAAAGUGCCUCGGCGAUUCGGUCGUUACCGCGCAACUUGCAGAUGAUUCUGUUCGCUUCAACUCGAUUGCUCAUCGUGACGGCUAACAGAGCCGCUGCGGAUGGAAGCGAGGCCACGCCGCUGUUUAGUGUGGAUGAAUUGUACUCGUGUUACUGCGAGGUGAGUAAGGACGCUGGAGUUUUUAAGCCACUGUCACAGCGCGACUUCAAAACCGCGCUUGAUACGCUAGGCAAGGAGGGUCUCAUUGCGGAGUCAGAGCUUCGAAAAAAACACCUGAUUAAGCUGCUGUUUGGUACCAGUGAGCUACUGCAGAGCUUCCGCAAGGAUCCGUUCUUCUCGCGGCUCGUAUAA